GCAAUAAGUGUUAUUGACGUCGCCUUUUUUCUUACCUAUUCAAGUUGAAAGGGGCAACCCUGAUCACAGCCCGUGAAAUGCAUAGUCUCCUGAGAAUUCUUAUGUAUACUAUUGCAUAGAAUAGUAGAAUGAGUUAACAAAUUGCGAAAUUAUGCCUUACAAGCUUCGGUGCGCUUCCUUGUAACUUGCCUUAGAAGGCGAGGCUAUGUGAACUGGCGUGUGGCCCAUUUUACAAAAACAGUUUAUCCUGCGAUACCCAAAUACUGGUACUAGUUGCCUCCUUAUAAGGAGGUAGCUUUAGAAGCUGCCUGCCCGCUGCCAUGAGCGGCGUUCGGUUUUCUGGGCUUUGAGGUUGCAAUCUAUCAGAAGGGACCUUGUUUGAGUCAGUGGCGUGAAGCAGACAGGAUGUCGGGCGACUAUGGACCCUCUGCCUCGGCGCAUUCGGUGCUGCUUAUUGGCAGCACCACGGACCUUGGAGCCCUGCGCACACAUAACGUUCUCCAGGAGCGGCAGGCAAAGGUCAUCAUGGCAACGCGGAGGCUGUUGCAAUCGGAAACGAUGGUCAACAUGCUUCAGGAGGCUGGCGUGGAGCUGCCUAGCCUGGAGGACUUGGAAGUCGGCCGGCGUCGAAUCGUCGUUGGCAGGGACUGGCGUUCGGGAAUGACGAAGGGCCACGGGCCAGGCACCGACGGCGGCGGUCCAGGCCACGACCUGGAUUCGGCGGCAGCAGCUCCGGAGGAUGCAGUGACGGCGGUAUCGGCGGCACCAGGCGUGGUCGCAGCCAGUGCUGCCACGCCGCCGCGCUCCCCUAGGAAAAAGCCCCAGGAAACAAAGGGCGUCUGGCGGCGACACGUGCCGGAUUACGAAAAGAACCCGGUUGUACGGCGGCUGAAGAAGCUCAGGCAUAAAGUGCUGUACGGCAGGAUUGGCGAUAAAGCUUACGCCAGGUACCGUGCCACGCUGCGCGCCAACAUCACCUGGCGAGACAUCCUGCGCCCCAACCUCAACCAGGCCCGGCGACACGGCCACGCCCGCCACGGCUUCAGCAGCUGGCUGGACGGCGCCCUCACGGAGGAGCAGCGGCGGGAUGUGCGCGAGGAUGCGGCGCGGAUCAUCCAGGCUGCUUGGAGAGCGUGGAAGCGGCACUGCGUGUGGGAUGUCAUGCGGCACGUGCGGAACUACGAGAUCGGCAAGUACGAUUGGAGCGAUGAUGAUUCAGUAGCGACGGAUGAGCUGCCGGACUGGUGGGGCGACAGCAGCGAGGAGGGCGAGGGGGAGGGCGAGGAGGGCGAGGGGGAGGGCAAGGAUGGAGCCAAGAAGAAGAAGGGCAAGAAAAAGCGUGGUGGCGGCGGCAAGCGGGGCGACCCCAAGAAGAAAGCCAUCCUCGCCGCCGUGGCGGGCGCCAUGGACGAAUCCAACAUGGGGGAGGCGGUAGCCACCGGCGCAACCAAGCGGAAGAAAAAGAAGAAGAAGAAGGCCGCCGGAGACGCGGGCGACCCGGCCGCGGAGGGGGAGGAGGGUGGCGAGGAGGGCGAGGGUGCGGAGGAGGGCGAGGUCGCAGAGGGUGCAGAGGGCGGAGAGGCUGUGGAGGGCGGAGAGGAGGGCGCCGCUGCCGCAGCCACCGGCGGCGGCGGCGGUGGGAAGAAGCGGAAAGGCAAACGUGGGAAGAAGAAUGCAGCGGGCGCGGCGGCUGGGGAGGCUGCUGCGGCGGAGGGAGCUGAGGGGGAGGAGGCGGGUGCAGGGGAGGAGGCAGGGCCUGCGGAGGAGGGCGCUAGCGAGGGAGCGCCGGAGGAGGUGGAGGCAGAGGCGGAGGAGAGCGUGCCCACGGUAGGGCGCAAGGGGAAGGGGCGGCGGAAGGGCAAGAAACAGGGCAACGCAGCUGCGUCCGUAACAGAUGAUGCCAGCACUGUCGGCGACGGCGGGGAGGCGAACGACUCCUCCGCGGAAGCUGGGGAGGCUGCGCCGCCGCCUGCGCCGGCGCCGGCGGAGGGCGGCAAGAAGAAGAAGCGGGGGAAGAAGGGCAAGGGCGCGGCGGAGGCUGCGGAGGCGGAUGUGGAGGACGAGGAGGAUGACGGGCUUGCGGCGGCCAUGGCGGCGGCGAGUGCGGCGCUGGCGUCGGUGGGGCGCUUGAAGGAUAAGCCGCCGUCGGAGCUGAAGUCCCAAGCAUCAGAAACAGCCGUAGGCCCUCCUCCCGCCGUUGCUGCUGCCUCCGCCCCCUCCAUCACCUCCGCUCCUCCAGCACCUGCUGCCCUCACCAUAGCCCCAGUCGCCCCCACCCCCGCCCCCCCGCCACCACCCCCACCGCCUCCUCCUCCACCUCCUGAACCAGUGCUCGAGCCUCCUCCUCCACCACCACCACCACCACCUCCACCCCAGCCCCCUACCCCAGCCCCUUCCUCCUCCCUCGCUCCAGCCGGGCCGCCAGGAUCUCCGCCGUCGCCGCCGCCACCCCCCACGCAUGCGCCUCCCUCCAUCAUCACCGCACGCCUGUCUGAACUCAUCGGCGGUCGGCGCCGCAGCAACGACGCUGCGGACGUCCUGCGUUCCGUCGCGGACACCGACCAAUCCGGCAGCUCCUCCUACCUCGUCACCCAGAUGCACCAUGGCGACGGCAGCGGCGGCGGCGGCUUUGUAUCCGAUGGCAGCGCCAACGGCGGCGGUGGCGGCGAGUCCAAGCGAGGCGGUGGCAAGAAGAAGUCGGGCAAGCCACGCGGCGAGGUGGCGAGCCGGAAGGAGUCCACGCAUGAGGUGUAUCCCUCCGCGGCGCGGCCGUUUAAGCUCAAAUCCAUGGAGAUGCCGGAUUGGAGCAAGGUGGGCCCCUCGGCGGACUUGUUUGAUGUCACCACGGACCCUGUGAAGCGAGCGGCGGUGCUGGCGAGGAUGGCACGGGAUGGCGGCCCCAAUUGGAAGCCACCAGGCGCCGUUGCGGACUGGUACUACAUGUCUCGGUCGCUGUACGACGGAGAUGACGUGGCGAAGCGCGCCGAGGCGCUGGCCAAGGUGGCGGUGUCGCAUGAGAACACCAUGUGGAGGCCGCCAGGAGUGAGUGUCACCGACUACCUGGCGCUGCACCGCCGCACGCUGGAAGGCGACCCGCCGCCGCCCCGCCGCUCCGAGCACGCAGCCAAGUCCGGCGGCGGGGCGCUCAACCUCCCCAUGUGGAGGCCGCCGGGAGUCGGGCCCGGCAUCCAAAACACCAUCGGCUAUGACACGGUUCCCUUCGAUGCGGAUCCGGAGCCCGAGAAGCGCCUGCGAGCCAGUGCUAACGUGGCUAACCCGGCAUGGAAGCCGCCCGGCGUCCCGCGUGUGGAGUACUACAAUUACUACUCCAGCCCGGCCACUGCCGUACAGAGCUCCGAAUCCAGUCAGAGCUCGGGAUCCGAGGCAGGAGGCGACGGGGGCGGGGACGGGGGCGGCGAGGGGCAGACGUCGGAGGAGCGAGCCGCGCGUCGGGCGGCUCGGCGGGAGGAGCGGCGAGCGCUGCGGGAGCAGAUGCGGGCGGCCAGAGCAGCUGGAGGGCUGUCGGCGGAGGCCUCCGGCAGCAGCAGUCUGGGUACCCGGGUUAACGCGCGCAAGCCCUGGCGCUUCACGUACGCGGUGGAGGAGGAGCUGUCGGUGCCGGUGAAUGGGCCGCCGCAGACGAAGGUCGAGGUGAUCCUGCGAGAUGACAAGGCGGGUCCGAGACCAUGGAAGUACACGGUCAUAGCGGAACCCGACCGUACGGUGCCGUACAACAUCUGGGGGCCGUACGUGGAUCCACAUGAGAUGCAGCGUCGACUGGGCAGGGAGGGGCUGCUGCAAACGGGUGCAGUAUCUGAAAACAGUUUCUCGCCAUCCCGGCUACGUCGUGUAGCCACAGCGCUCUCCCUCAGGGGCGAGCGCAGCGCCACCACAGGCGGCUACGCAGGUGCCAUGAGCCCCGAACAAAGCGACGACAUCGAGGACGCCGCCGGCAAUAACGGCGGCGGCGACGCCGCCGCACGUCGCGCCGGCGGCCGCAAGGCCUGGCCGCCGCUGCGUCGGAACCUCUCCAUGUCACAACUCGAGAUCCGCAUGCCCGGCGUACGGCGCAUGCUGUCCGCCCGUACACGUUCCAUGGGUGCCGUACUCGGCUUGUACGGCAUCCCCAGCCACAUUGUGCUGUCGCCGGAGGCAGCGGCGGCGGCGGCGAUGGCGGCGGAGGCGUCCGGUCUGUCGCUAGGAGCCCUCACCGACGGCAGCCUGAGUCGUACGUUGUUGAAUGAGCUGAGCGUGAUGGGCAGAUCGGCGCUAUCUGUGGGCUUGCGGCCUGGCGGGGGCUCGCAGAUGACGCUAACGGUCACGUCAAGGUCGGCGUCUCCGGCGCCGCUGAUGGGUGGGCUGUCCGGCGGCGGCAACGGCGCGCUGGACAGUAGCGACGAGGGCAGCGGCAGCGACGAAGGCAGCCUUGGCGAGGAGGCGCAGCGGAAUCGCAUGCCGCCGCGAACAGUGUCGUUUUUGAAGCGACCGGCGCCAGUGCCGUCGAUGCCAUCGGUCGCGUCGGCGACGGAGGUGGCGGCGGAAGCCAGCGGCGCCGCAGUCGAUGCCGCUGCCGACGGCGGCGCCGCCGCCGCCGCCGCAAGCGCUGAGGGGUCCGCCAUGCAGCUCCCAGCGGCGAGUGACUCCAUCGUGAUUAGCGAGGAGCUGCCGGUAGUGCCGUCGCUUGCGGCGACGGAGUCUUUAACGGCGGAGGCAAGCGCGGCUGGACCCAUGGGUCAGCCGUCGCAGCAGCCAGGUCAGGAAGCCUCGGGGGAGGCUGGCGAUGCGCAUUCCCCGUCGCCGACGCAGGCUGAACAAGAGCCUGGGCAGGAACCGUCGUCCGCUGCUUUACAAGGGGAGCCGUCGCAACAACAACAGGAGCUUCCAGCGGAUCCAUCAGCAGUGUCAUCAUCGUCGCCGCAGCAGCAACAACAACAGCUCGAGGCAGAGGCAUCGUCACAGCCGCUGCCGACGCCGCGGUCGCCCUCGCCAGAGCCUUCCUCCCUGCAAGGCCUGCAGUCCUUGGCUUCUGAGCACUCGCAGCUGCUGCAGUUCCCACAAGGACAACUGCAGCCGCAACAACAGCAGGACGAUACGACAGGCGCCGGAGCGCGUACGGAUAGGGAUUUGUCCAACGCCGCGCGGUACAGUUUGCCGUACAACGUUCCUGAGGAGUUCCGCCCCAUGCCUCUCAAUCCGCUACUCCUAGGCGACGGCGACCUCUCCCUGCUGUCAGCAACCUCUCGCAUGCACUGCUUCCCCUUAUACGUACCUGAUCGAAGCGGCUUCCGCCGGCGAUACCGCCGUCGCCGUACGUACGACGGCCCGACGGCGGAAGACAACCGCCAAGAUCGCAACGGCAAGAGCGGUAGCAAUGCCAACGGUAACACCGGUAGCGGCAACGGUCAAAGCAACGGGAGUGGCGGCGGCGACGGACCGUCGUCGUACAUUUCCCGUCGGGAAAGAGAGCGUAACGCUCACGCGCUUUACCCCCCAGCCCUGUCAGCCACCGCAACCGCCGCAGAGACUAAGCGGUUGUGCUCGGCACGCGGGAUCGGCGCGUUUACAACGGGCGGGAUCCAACCGUUUCCGUUGGAUCCAGCCUUCCUGAAAACCCUGCCACCUAGGUUGUUAUCGCAGCAAGGACAGCGAGUGCGAUCCGCUCCGGGAUCUCCCAAUAGCGGGACGUACAGCUUCCUGACCGGUACGGCACCUCACACGACGUUUAUAACCGGGGGGGACCAGUCUCUCACGAGCCCGCCGACGGGUGUGGGCAGCGGCGGUAUCGGCGAGGGCGGCCCGGGAUUGCCGUACAAUGCCGUUGACGAGAUGCCAACGGUGGCGGCGGCGGUUAGGGGGGCGGCGGAGGCUAUACCGCAUGUGACGAUUGUGAGUGCGAAUGCGGCGGCGGCGGCGGCGGCCGCUGCAGCGGCAGCGGCGGCGGCAGCGGCUGUGCAGCCCGCGCAACCAACGCAGCCGAUGAUGCUUAGCCGGGAGGAUUUGCCGCCUUUGCCGGCAAUCCUGAGGGAUCCAAGGGCUCGGGACUUCAUCAUGUCUCGGGGCAACCAGAUCGUGACGCAGCGACGGCUCGCGGCCAAGGGUGCCGUACAGCCUGACCCACGGGCCAUGUACGAACUCAUGUUCCUGGGGCGACGUGUACGACAACACCAGGAGCAGCAGUUUGUUGCCGGUACCAUUGCCCCUGGCGCCCCCGUUUCCGCCGCCGCCGCGCCCUCUGUCGUUGUUCCCGGCCCGACGACGGCGGUUGGGGUCGGUGCUGGCAUGAUGGGUGGCAAUGGCAAGCGACGUCGCGCCGCUGGCGGCGGUAGCGCCGCCGCCGCCGCGGCGGCCGCGGCGGCGACCGCCGCCGCCAUCAGCGGCGGCCUCGCCGAUGCCCACAACCGGGCGCAAGCCACACUGGCCGCCACGCUCUCCAUAACGCCUCGGCCGUACAGCGUACAGCACGGGACAGAGAUCACGUCGCCGUACAACGCAGUUCCGGCAACGCCGCCGACGUCAGCCAUGGACUGGUCCGGCAGUAGUAGCACCGAGCCAAUCCAGGGUUGGCAGAGUCUUCAACCGUACCAACAGCAACAACAGGCUCCCUACCCCUAUCCGUCGCACCUCAGUGCCGGCUCAGCUUCCACAUUCAAUCAGCCGCUUCCGCCGGUUAGGACCUCAACUGGGCAGAUGUCCGGCGGGGGGCUCAACGCCACUCUCUCUGCUCCUCUGCCGCCGCUGCCCCCCGGCGUGCACUCUUCCGCCGCCGCCGCCACCAGCAGCACGUCACCCGCUGACCUCUUGCGCCGCUCUUCCCCUUCAACGCCCGCAACCGCCGCACGCAGCGCCCAUUCAACCUACAGCCAAUACACAGUCUCCGUCACACCGCUUUCUAGCUGUACGACACCCCAUGAGGCCAGGGAGAGAGGUACGACACCACCCAACGGCGACGCCGCCGCCGCGGGUACGACGUUCGGGCGGCCCCUCUCCCGUCGCGAACCCUCCAUGAGCGCCACCGCCGCAGUCGAUCUGGGCACGUCUUUAGGAUCCGGGGUUGUACGGCAGCCCAGCCCAGCGGCGCUGACGCCGCCGCCGCAAUCGCUGUCUCAGCCGCUGCCGGGGCUUCUGUUGGGCAGUCGGUCCGGCAGUCGGGACGGCAGCGGCGGCAGCAGGGGGAGUCAGGGCAUCGCCACGUUGCAUGGGGACAUGGAGGCUGAGACAGGCAUGACGGCGCCGCCAGCGGUUGCUUUGGCGGGAAGCGGGAGCGCAAUCCCUGGGAGCCGUGGUUCCUCGGCAGGAGCGCAGGGCCUGGGUCCUGGCGCAAGUGAACUGGCCACGCCGGGAGGGCGGCCGGGUUCGAGCUCUACGGGCGUUGUAGGAGGGGGAGGAGCUACGGCAGCAGCAGCAGCGGGUAUUGCUGGCGCUGGUGCUGGGGCUGGUGCUGCUACUGGUGGUGGUAAUGGAGGAGAGGCCGCGGGGGUGGCGGGGAGCAGCACGGGCGCAUCUUUAGGGCUGGGGUUGGGAACAGGCGGCGUGGAGGUGACGGUGACGCCAUGGAGAGUGCUGCCGCCGCUGGUACCGCAGCUAGGCGUCACGCCCAUGCAGACUGCACACGCGGCCCAGCACCCUUACCAGCCGCAGCAGCUGCAUGCGCACCCGCACCCGCACCCGCAUCCCCCGCAGCCGCUGCUGUCCUCCCACAACUCCUCCUCCUCACAGCAGCCGCAGCUAUCCAUCAACCAGUCCUCGCAGCAUGCGACCCAGCAUCAGCAGCUUCAGCAGCAGCCGCAACCGCAGCUGCUGUUGCAGCAUCAACUCUCCGGCGCAUGGGGCCAGAGACUGACUCACACGCCAACAGGCCGCGGCGGCGUCUCGGCCGUCCAAGCAGCAGCCGCAUCGGGAGCAGCAGCAACAACAGCAAGCGCCGCUCCUGUUACUUCAACUCGACUGCCAGCCGUCAGUCGCCACACAAGCACCAAGGUAAUACAGCCUACCCCGCAGCAGCAACAGCAGCAGCAGCAGCAACAACAACCCACGGAUGCCGAGGCCGCGGUGUCGGCGGCGGCCGCGGCAGCGGCCGGCGGAGGCGGCGGCGGCUCUGCAAGCGCAGCGGCGGCGCAGCGGCGCAAGAGCAGAGGGCUGCUGCGCGUGGGUCGGGCACCACUGGGGGCCCCGUUGCAUGCGCGAGUGCCUGAGCGGCCCCCUAGCAGUGCCACUGGGAGCUAAGCAAGCAAGCGCGGAACUGAGGUGCUGCGGAGGUUUGUGGCGAUGUUGAGGUGGUGGCGAUAUUGGCUGGUUGGUUUGGGAUGGGUGCGAGUUGAGGGCGUGUACGACUGUGUGUGUAGGUAUGUGUACCGAUGUUUGCAUGCAGGCAAUACGCAUGGUGGUAGCAGGCGCAUUUGCUGAGUGGCCGCGUAGUUGUCUUCUUAUAGUGCAAAGGUCUGGGGUUCCCGAUGUGUUGAGGGUGAGCCCCAUGGAACGUGUUUUGCAGUUUUCUAUGGCUGGGGCUGUUUGCAGCGUGGAAGAGCCGCACUGCAAGCACCGUAAGGCCCCUGUAUUCAUGCCAAUUGCAGGUCAUAACGUGUGUUAAGGAAACCGGCCGCGAGUCCUGUGUGACGUGCUGUGCAGCUGGGCAGGGGGAUGGGCCGUACUUGUGUGGGGCUGCUGGGGCCUGUCAGCCGUGUGAUGUAUGUACAAAUUGGGUUGCAUGGUUGCGCUAUUCAUCGCCUGCACCUUAGCGAGCCCGUUUUUGUGCCCUUCAUGAACGAGCCAAGUCAGUGUGCACAUGUGUGAGACCCAUGCAUACUUGCUUACUUUCCCGAUGUGAGGAUUAGGGGAGGGAGCUUAUGCUCAUUCUGUUCGUAGGCAGACGACGCAAGUGACAUGGCAAAUGACCCGGUUGUGGGGUAGUUGGCGGAUUGACGACACGUUUGGACCGGUGGAUGACGAUAAUAGCGUAUAAGCCGGAUGAUGGCGUCAUGCAAUGUGUGUUGUAGGGCAAACGACAUAAGCUUACUGUUGAAUUUAGCAAGGCCCCCUGCCUCCCAUUAGGUUUGCUGGCCCCAUCAGAAGUAGCGUGACCCAUUGGGUGGUGUUCAACCACCGAGCCAGUCAUCAGCUGUACGGCGAGUGUUGGGGGUUGACAUGCGACCAGUGAAGGUUAGGCAUGUCCCGCGGAGUCUCACUAGAAGCAUGGGGGAAUUCGCAACUAAAUCCAUCACUCUGUGCGUUGGCACGCCCUAUGCUCGAGUUUUAACCCAGAAUUGUGGGCUGUGGCAGUGGCUUUUAAGUUCUAACUGUACGUCGGGCCAUAUACCUUACCGGUAUGUUGUCGGCGUAAACCCAUCUCAGCCUGCCGAAAGGGCAGCGCUGCGCUCGUUUGUGGUGGCCCAGGCUGCAGUCGGAUUCAUUGUGCUGUUGCCAAGGACGCACACGGAUGUUGCUUCUUGUGUCGGAAGGCGGUCCUCGUGUCCUGACGUCUCGGGCCUGCUAUGUACAGCUAUGCUAGCGACAUGUGGGAAGUGGGAUGCGGCUUGUACAUCCAAUUUAUCAGCGCCCAAGGGGGCAAAAGAACAUGUGGACGCCUGACAUACCCUGCAGCCGCGUUCGACAACGGCACUGAUGAAGGCGUCAUGUGGCUGUCAGAGGACUUGCCACCUGAUAAUUUCGGUGAAGCUCAGGUGGCCGGGUUGAAUAGCUUGCCGGAACCAGGUCCUCCAGGAUCGUCCUCAGGUCUAAGGGUUAUGGUGUUAUGGCCGUGGGACCGCAACCGUGAAUAGGGCGCUUGGACUAAAACAACCGUCGAACAUCCCUGACAAGGGCAAGGAUAUGCAGCG
Astrephomene gubernaculifera is the source of this 9833-nucleotide messenger RNA. Lineage: Eukaryota; Viridiplantae; Chlorophyta; Chlorophyceae; Chlamydomonadales; Astrephomenaceae. The record is from the annotation of a GenBank genome assembly.